AUGCCUCCAAUGCAUUGUGCUCCCCUACUCCUCCCCCGCCGGCGACUCCGGCGCCUUCCCCAGGCAACGCCCCAACGGCAACUCCGGUGCCUCCCCCGCCGGCGACUCCGGCGCCUCCCCCGCCGGCAACUCCGGUGCCUCCCCCAGGCAACCCCCGAUGGCGAGUCCUCCCCGUCAUCAAACUCCCCCACUCCGUCGACUAACUCCACAUCUCCUCCACCGGCGUCUCUGAAUGGGGGCUUGCCGACGUGGAAGCUGGCGCUGAUAGUGGGGAUUGGGAUUGGGGGGCUCAUCGUGCUGGUUGGGGUGUGCAUAUUCGUGAUUCUUUAUCGAAGGAAAAGGACGCGGCUUGAUUCGGGGAGUUGCCCUCCACAGGGGCCUAAAGUAAGACCUUUUUCCGUACCAUCUCCAGGCAUGGAAUUAGGCUUUUCACAGAACAAAUUCACGUACAAAGAGAUAAAAAUAGCAACAGAUCAUUUCUCCAAUCUCAACUUACUUGGUCAAGGUGGUUUUGGCUACGUUCAUAGAGGAGUGCUUUCGUGCGGGAAAGUAGCUGCAAUCAAACAGUUAAAAGCUGGAAGCAGACAAGGGGAGAGGGAAUUUCAAGCAGAGAUCGAGAUCAUCAGUCGCAUACAUCACAGACACCUUGUUUCUCUCGUUGGUUACUGCAUUUCUGGUGCUCAUAGAAUUCUGGUAUAUGAGUUUGUGCCAAAUAGCACGUUGGAAUUUCAUUUGCACGGAAAGGAUCAACCAACUAUGACUUGGCCUAUAAGGAUGAAAAUUGCUUUAGGUUCAGCAAAAGGGUUGGCCUAUCUGCAUGAGGAAUGUAAUCCCAGAAUCAUUCACCGUGACAUCAAGGCUGCUAAUAUUCUUUUGGAAUCCAAUUUUGAGGCAAAGGUUGCAGAUUUUGGACUUGCAAAGUUUGCUUCUGAUGCAGAUACUCAUGUAUCUACUCGAGUAAUGGGAACUUUUGGCUACCUGGCUCCAGAGUAUGCCUCAAGUGGGUAUCUCACUGAGAAAUCAGAUGUCUUUUCUUUUGGCGUAGUGCUUCUAGAGUUGAUAACUGGGCGUCGUCCAGUGAACAGAACUCGAACCUUUGAUGAGGAUAGCCUAGUCGAUUGGGCAAGGCCUUUGCUCACAGAAGCAUUAGAAGGUGACAAAUUUGAUGCCAUUGUUGAUCCAAAAUUGAACAAGGACUACGAUACUGAGGAUAUGACUCGGAUGAUCGCUUGUGCUGCUGCUUGUGUUCGUCAUUCUGCACGACACCGCCCGCCAAUGACACAGGUAGUUCAAGCAUUGGAAGGAAACCUUUCUUUAAGCAAUUUGAAAGAAGGAAUUAUGCCGGGACAUAGCAGAGUAUAUAAUCGUUGUGAGAGCUCAGAGUAUGACACAAACCAAGACCAGGAGGAUUCAAUGAUAUUCAAGAUGAGGGCCCUAGAAAGUCAAGAACAAGCCACAAGCGAGUUCAGUUGCCCCUAUAGCGAGGAUGACCUUCAACCAUACAACUCAAGUAGUGGGGGUCAACAGACCACUCAAGAGAGGGACAUGGGGAAAAUGGCAGAGGAUGGUCGUCAUGCUAGUGAAGGCACUUAA
Eucalyptus grandis is the source of this 1593-nucleotide messenger RNA. RefSeq names its product proline-rich receptor-like protein kinase PERK15. The coding region runs from base 1 to 1593 and encodes 530 amino acids. The record is from RefSeq and is a predicted model, not a curated record. Gene Ontology annotation, biological process: protein phosphorylation. The transcript is spliced from 8 exons. Gene Ontology annotation, molecular function: ATP binding; protein kinase activity. Lineage: Eukaryota; Viridiplantae; Streptophyta; Magnoliopsida; Myrtales; Myrtaceae.